AACAGGCAACCUUGUUGUUAAGAGCAUCGCGCUCUGACCAAUGGAGCUAACCGGCCGCCCCAGAAUUUACCCUCUUAACCAUUUCUAAGUGUGCGUUCAGCACGUUCACACUUUUGUGCAGCCAUCACCAGCAUCAUCCUCAGAACUUCUUCAUCUUCCCAGACUGCCACGCUGUCCCCAUUAAACACUGACUCCCUCCCCCGCCCUCAUUGUUAUCCAUUCAUCGGCUGACGGCCUGUGGCUUGUUCCCUCCUUUUGUCUGUUGUGAAUAUGCUGCUACAAAAUUGGUGUCUGAGUAUCUGUGUUAGUCAGUCCCUGCUUUCACUUCUUUGGGCCGCAUGUAUCUAGAAGUGGAACUGCUGGGGCAUGUGGCGGUUCAGUGCUGAACUUUCUGAGGAGCCCAGACUGUUCCACGCAGCCGCACUGUUUUGUCUUCCAGCCAUGCACAGGGUUCCAGUUUCCCCACAUCCUUGACGGCACUGAUUUUCUGAUUUCUAUCUGACUAAUCUGAUUUCUAUCUGAUUUAUAAUAACCCUCCUGCUGGGUGUGAGGUGACAUCUCACUGUGGUUUUGACGGCGUUUCCCUGAUGACCAGUGAUGCUGAGCUCCUUUUUGUGGGCUCGUUGGCUGCUUGUGUAUUUUCGUUGGAGAAAUGUCUAUUCUAAGUCCCGCACCCCUGUUUUAAAUUGGUUUUGUGGUGGUUGUACUUCUUUUCAUAUUCUGGACGUUACUCCCUUAUCAGAUUUGCUUUGCAAAUAUCUUUCCCCUACUUAGGUUCCCAUUUCACUCUCCUAAGAGGGUCCUUUAAUGCAUAACAGUCUGUAAUUCUCAUGGAGUUUAGUUCAUCUUAUUUUUUUGUUGUUGCCUGGUUUUCUGUGUGAUAGCAAAGAAACUACUGGCAAAUCCAGUGUCAUGAAGAUUUUCCCGUGUUUUCUUCUGAGUGUUUUAUAGUAUUAGCUCUGAUGUUUAGGUUUUUGACUCAUUUUGUGUUGAUUUUUGUAUAUGGAGUGAAGUAGGGGCCCAGCUUUAUUGUUUUGCCUGUGGAUGUCCAGUUUCCCAGCACCGUUUGUUGACAAGACUGUUCCCAUUCCUCAUCAAAUGGUCUUGGUGCCCUUAUCGGAAGACCAAUUGGUCUCUACGUGAGGGCGCAGUAGCAUUUUGUGUGUGUGUGCCAAUUUAGUUUUUAAAAAAGAUUCUCAAAAGGUAAACUAAAGCUUAUUUUUUGGUGUGCAGUCCUGUGGGUCUAGCCCAUGUACCCCUUCGUGUAGCCACCCCCACCGUCAGAUCCCGCGACAGACAGGUCGGCCCCAGCCUCCCGUGCUGUCCUUUCAUGCACACGCGUGCCCUCCUCCCCAGUCCCUGGCAGCCCUGAUUUUCUCCUUCACCACGUGUAAAUGGACCCGCAGUGCAGCACCCACUCAGCAGAGUUUUUGGAGGUUCCUCCAGGUUUGCAUUUUCAUCUCCGAGUCUGUCCUAUUGUAUGGAUGGACCACAGUUUGUCCACUUAUCCCCUGGUGGUCAUUUGGAUGGUUUCCAGUUGCUGACAGGCAAAAAGCUGCCAUAAAAAUGUAUGUGCAGGUUUUUGAGUAAACGUGUUUUCAUUUCUCUCGGGCAAAUAUUUAGGAGUGGAAUGGUUGGGUCCCAUGGUAAGAGUCUAUUUAACUUGAUAGGGAACUUCCAGACAUUUUUCCAGGGUGGUGGUGUGGAUUUCCCUCCGUUUCCCCAAACCAGAGACAGGGCUUGUCUGUGCACAGUUGUGGGACGCAGGCAGCUUCCGAGUUCCAGCCAGGGGACACAGGGACAGGUGACAAUGGGAGGCUCACCACAGGGUCUGCUGCGCUUCUGCCUCCUUCCCGUCCCUGCUGUCCGUGCACCCUGCUCGGGGCUCUUAGCUCUCUUAGCAGACAAGACGGGUAAGUCGUGCUCGCUGCGUCCUCACCAGAACCAGCAGUCCGGGAAUAGCCCUUCUCUUGUCAUUUCGGUCAAAAAUGCUGGGACUGAAGGAGGGAUACUUGAAGACACGCGUGCUGCGAGCUCUUAUGGGGACCAUCUGUGACCUGUGCCUUGUUUCCUCUAGGACUACAGACCCUGGGGAGUGACACUUAGUCCCGGGCGUCCUCCAUAGCGGAGCCAUGGCGACCCCGGAUGUGAGUGUCCACAUGGAGGAGGUGGUCGUGGUGACGACACCUGACACCGCAGUGGAUGGCAGCGGCGUGGAGGAGGUGAAGACGGUGCUGGUGACGACCAACCUGGCGGCUCACGGGGGCGACCUGGCCGAAGACAACAUGGACACAGAGAAUGCGGCCGCGGCCGCGGCAGCUGCUUUCACAGCGUCCUCACAGCUCAAGGAGGCCGUGUUAGUGAAGAUGGCCGAAGAGGAGGAGAAUCUAGAGGCUGAGAUCGUGUACCCCAUUACCUGUGGGGACAGCAGAGCCAACCUGAUUUGGAGGAAGUUUGUGUGCCCUGGCAUCAACGUGAAGUGUGUUCAGUAUGACCAGCACGUCAUCAGCCCGAAGGAGUUUGUGCACCUGGCCGGCAAGUCCACCCUGAAGGACUGGAAGAGAGCCAUCCGUAUGAAUGGCAUCAUGCUCAGGAAGAUCAUGGACUCCGGGGAGCUGGACUUCUACCAGCACGACAAGGUGUGCUCCAACACCUGCCGCAGCACCAAGAUCGACCUCUCGGGGGCCCGCGUGUCCCUGAGUAGCCCCACGGCCGCCGAGUACCUCCCGCUCACGCCCGCCACGGCUGACGUGAAUGGGUCUCCUGCGACCAUCACCAUAGAGACCUGCGAGGACCCCGGGGACUGGAGCACAGCCAUCGGAGACGACACAUUUGCCUUUUGGCGAGGGCUCAAGGACGCUGGCCUGCUGGACGAGGUCAUCCAGGAGUUUCACCAGGAGCUGGUGGAGACCAUGAAGGGCCUGCAGCAGCGGGUCCAGGACCCUCCCCUACAGCUCCGAGAUGCCGUUUUGCUCAACAACAUUGUACAGAACUUCGGCAUGCUGGACCUGGUGAAGAAGGUGCUGGCUGGCCACAAGUGCCAGAUGGACCGCUCGCGGGAGCAGUACGCCCGCGACCUGGCAGCCCUGGAGCAGCAGUGUGACGAGCACCGCCGCCGGGCCAAGGAGCUCAAGCACAAGUCACAGCACCUCAGCAACGUGCUCAUGACGCUCACACCCGUGCCCCUGCCGCCCCCCAUGAAACGGCCGCGACUCGCCAGGGCCACGUCCGGCCCGGCCGCCAUCGCCCUCAGCCCGGGGCUGCCAGUCCCGCAGUUGACCAGCGUGCCACUCGGCAAAGUGGUGUCCACCCUGCCCACCCCCGUGCUGGGCAAGGGCUCCCCACAGGCUGCUCCCAGCUCGCCCGCCUCACCCCUGCUUGGGGGCUACACGGUGCUGGCCUCGUCGGGCAGCAGCUUCCCCAGCACGGUGGAGAUCCACCCAGACGCGUCCAGCCUCACGGUCCUGAGCACGGCCGCCAUGCAGGACGGCAGCACUGUGGUCAAGGUGGUGAGCCCACUGCAGCUGCUCACGCUGCCCGGCCUGGGCCCCACCCUGCAGAGCGUGGCCCAGGUGUCCCCGGGAGGCAGCACCGUCGUGACAGUGCCUACAGGGGCCGUGGAGAGCGCCGUGGCCACCCCAGGACCUGAGGAGCACUCGGCCACCAUCGAGGUGGCCGCCAUGGCAGAGGGCCAUGGGCACAAGUAGCCGCUGGCGGAGGGAGCGGCCCCUCGCGGGCUCAGGACUGGCCGCCUCUCAGGCCGUGGCCCGUGGGACCACAGUGCCAGCGCCCGGCGGUCACAUGGGGCUGCUGAACCAAAGAGAGGAACGCCAAACAGACCGAGAGGAGAGGGAUAGAAGGUGACAGCAACCUGUGACGUCAGCUUUGAGUUCUGAGCCUCCUCCCCUUUUUUCUUGGGAAAUAUAUUUUUCCACCUGUUGCUUACUGACACUGUUUACACGCUGGGCCCGGUCAGGAGCCAGGCGGGGGAGGGCGUGGACGCCUCGCCAGGGGCACAUCACUAGCACAUGUCUUGGGGACUGUCCCCAAGUGUGGAAAGCCAUGGAUCCUAUGGAUUUGGUUUCUUCCCGCAGUUUUCUGUAGGUUUAAGGCGGCUGGCACUCUGCUCUCCGUCCCCGGAACAGGUUAGCACGUGGGGCCUGGGGUCACCCACCUGAGCAGAGGGGCCGAGGGCCCCAGCAGCACGCAGUCCCCACUGGCCCUGCCCGCCUGGCGGUGCUCGGCGCUCAGGGGCCAUUGCACACGCACCGCCGGGCUUCCAGUCAGUGGUUUAGAAGGCUUCUAGGAAGAGUCAGACUUCUAGCAUUUUCAACCCAAACAAUGCUGAGUGCCUAGGCUUCCGGAAUCUGCUCUGGGUUCCAGAGUGUUUUGUACAAAAUGGCUGUUGGGACAGCCUCCUGGGGAGUCCGAUGGCGGGUGUGGCUCUGCGAUGGCGUCUGUCCUGGGGGAGGGGGUGCUCGUUAUUGCCCCGUGCCCAGCCUGCUGGUGGGGCCGCCAUGACGGCCUCAGCCCCUGGGACCCCCGGAGGGGGAGCUGCACCCAGUGCUUCAGGCCCAGUGCCGGUCAGGGUGGGGACCGGACACUCGCUGAGGGGCUGUCCGUGGGCCAUCCAUAGUCGGACUUAUGAGGACCAGGCAGGUGGCCAGCUGCAGGUCACCCUGGCAGCCCUGGGGUCCCCACCGUCGGGGAGGGCCCUCGCCCUUUGAAGGGAACUGGGCUCCGUCCGUCCUUCUGUCCAUCAAGUGCCCAGAGCCCCCCUCAGCGGGCCUUGCCCCCACGUCAAGCUACUGAGGUGUUAUCUUUGUUUUCUUUCUGUCACGUUUACGUUGGGUGUUGUCACAGCUUCCUGGGUUCAGUGUGCUGUUUACUUCUUGUUCAAACGCAUCUUGACUGAGUUGGAGUCCUGUCAGGUGUGGCCACCCAGCCUGUCCCCAGGCCACACCAGCUCGACCACAGAAGACUGUGGCUUGCCCUUAGAACCCUUGGCUCAGUCAGCAUGCCCUCAGGCCACGGGCCAUUGAGAGAAGUGUCAUUUCAGAGCCAUACAGACAAGCGUGAGCAGCUCCAGAACUGACCCCCAGCCGUGCACAGCACUUUGUUAGCGCGUUAGGAAGCGGGGCUGGGAGGCUGCUCGCUCUGGGACAUCUGUGCUGGCAGUGCCCCAGACCCCAGGUGAGGGAGGGUCUGCCAUCUGGCCCCUCGUCGCCUGCAGUCCCUGCAGUGGGGGUUUCUGGGAAGGCAGGUCCCAGGUGGUUUUUCUCAUUGGUGCUCAGAGGCAGCAUGGGGGCAGGCAUCUGAGUCCUACUUUGUAUGUUGUUUUGCAAGUACCUGUUUGGUGCUUGGAUUUAAAAUAAAAAUGUUUUUCAUAAUUCA
Molecule: messenger RNA, 5394 nt
Organism: Rhinolophus ferrumequinum (greater horseshoe bat)
Lineage: Eukaryota; Metazoa; Chordata; Mammalia; Chiroptera; Rhinolophidae
Gene: GMEB2
Product: glucocorticoid modulatory element binding protein 2
Exons: 9
Coding region: 2133-3707 (524 amino acids)
Biological process (GO): positive regulation of transcription by RNA polymerase II
Cellular component (GO): nucleus
Molecular function (GO): RNA polymerase II cis-regulatory region sequence-specific DNA binding; DNA-binding transcription activator activity, RNA polymerase II-specific
Source: RefSeq, a predicted model, not a curated record